AAAUGCUAGGACCAUAAGGCACUGAACCCCUACAGACAAGCCAAGCAUCAAUAAUCCCUCUGCUUCUUUCUAGAGUUAACCCUGAAGCCAAAACAAACAAAAAGACUGAAAAGCUAAACCCCUACAGACAAGCCAAGCAUCAAUAAUCCCUCUGCUCCUUACUCUAUUUAACCCAUAAGCCAAAACAAGCGAAAAGACUGAAAAGAAAGGAACAAGAUGAGGUUGCUAACUCACAACAUGUUGUCGUCAAACAUCAAGGGGGUAACCAACGGUUUUCCUCUGAGGAUCGAAGUGGAGAAAGUGGUGGAGAAGGAAGUAGAAAUCAAUCACGAUUUCCUCAGGAACAUAUUCCCGAAGAUCGAUUGGAAAGCUUUUUCGGAUGCUUCGAGAAUCAUGGGCUACGUCGAGCUUCCUGAGGAAGCACCUGAGCCGUCGGUGUUGGAGUCGGACCUCGAGUUUUUGAGAAAGUUUCAUCAUGCCCUCUUGGAGCUUCAUCUUGAGGAAGGUGCUCUUGUUUGCCCCGAGACGGGCAGGAAGUUUCCUGUUAAUAAGGGAAUUCCUAAUAUGCUUCUACACGAGGAUGAGGUUUAAGGAACGGUGAUCGACACGACUGCGUACUUGGCAUGGGGGGUUUUAAUUAGGGUUUUUCCUUUUUUUUUUUUUCUGUCGCUUUUAGUCGUUGUUUGGAAUAAGAUGGUGUUGUUUUAAUCAUACAAUAAUUGAAGAUUGAGCCCAUGUAACGAAUCAUAAAUUCCAUGAAA
Molecule: messenger RNA, 761 nt
Organism: Durio zibethinus
Lineage: Eukaryota; Viridiplantae; Streptophyta; Magnoliopsida; Malvales; Malvaceae
Product: multifunctional methyltransferase subunit TRM112 homolog A-like
Biological process (GO): peptidyl-glutamine methylation; rRNA (guanine-N7)-methylation; tRNA methylation
Molecular function (GO): protein heterodimerization activity
Source: RefSeq, a predicted model, not a curated record